Paraphaeosphaeria sporulosa is the source of this 1010-nucleotide messenger RNA. RefSeq lists its product as uncharacterized. Bases 324 to 1001 code for a protein of 225 amino acids. The transcript has a single exon. NCBI's taxonomy places the organism in Eukaryota, Fungi, Ascomycota, Dothideomycetes, Pleosporales, Didymosphaeriaceae. The record is from RefSeq and is a predicted model, not a curated record.
GCGCGUUAAGUGCUAGGCACAGCGGUUGCGUGGUCGACAAUUAGACGCGACUUGCUUUCGGCGGAUCCUCAUAGCGGACUUGAGCGUCACUGGUUGGUUGAUAGUUUGAGGCUGAAGUUUCGAGCUUCAUGCUGUUCUUCAAGUCAUGCCAGGCAACACUCGCAGAUGGCGUACAAAAGGUCCUCAGUAUCUCCGGGUGGAGUUUCUGUCUGACCAAAAGCUAUUCAAUUUUCCUACUCACGUUAAUUUCUUUUCUGAAUAUCUUCUUCCUUUAUCCCCUUUGACCAAGUCAUUCAAUCAGCGAUUUCCUCGUCUCCUUUGCAAUGUAUACCAAUUUCUUCUCCCUCGCUCUCAUUCUGCCGGCAGUCCUCGGAGCCGAAUUCUCCCAUAUCAUCACCCACGACUUCAGCGCCAUGCUUCGCCGGAGCGACGCCCUCACCAAACGUCAAGGCUACUACCCAUCAUCCCAACCCUGCGGCUCCGGAACCAACUGCGCAGAAGCCUGCGGUGCAGGACAAGUCGAAUGCCCCGCCGACGCCGGUCGCGGCGUCUGUUUCGACCCCUCACAAUCCCAAUGCUGUCCCGACGGGUCUGGCUACUCUUGUGACAGCGGGUACUUCUGCUCCUCGGACGGCCAAAAGAACACAUACUGCUGCCCCAACGGCAUGGACCUGGGUGCCUGCGCGCAAGCGUAUUCACUUACUGUCUCGCUCAUCAGCCAAACGGGGACCGUUGAUUUCUCCUCUCAAACUGAGAGCGCGAGCGCUAUAACGACUUCCCCAACGCCGGUAUACAUCACCAGCAUAGCGCCCCAAUCUUCUUCUCUGGUGGACCAAGCUAGCGUUCCCACCACGACUGUAUUAUCUGUUCCUGCUGGAAACAGCACAUACGCGACAGGUUCGCCGCCUGUUGAAUUUCCUGGCGUUGCUACGAAAACGGAAUUAGCUGGUAUGGUGGUCUUCGCUGGUCUUGCGGUGUUUGUGGGCGUGCUUGUGAGUUAGAUGUCGCAC